CUUUGAGAAAAAUCUUUACCAUUCUAUCCCCGCGCUGUUCCCAGCUGUUUAUUUUUCAAUGAUGGAUGUCGUUCGAGGCAAAACGUGGCAUGUAAACAGGACAGAGCGGAGCACAAGCAAAAAAUAGCUUAGAUACUCCGGACUCUUCCCGACCCGCAAGGCUUAGCAUUUGCACCGCUUGGACAUCUAAUCGGCCAUUGCGGCGGGCCGCGGUCAAAGUCGGGCCGAAACCUCGUUGGGUUGGCGAAGAUACGAGCUCAAACAUGAAGCUGCCAGCCGUCCUUGUGAUCGCGGUCUGCAGCGCCACCAUGCCCGCGUCAGCUUUCAUAGUUAGGCGCAGGCAGUUCGGACCUGGCAACAUGCCGUUCGGACCUGGAAAAGGAGGUAUUAUCAAUAUGGGGGGUGGAGGAGGAAUGGGAGGAGGAUCCUCUGAACCAGUUGACUUUGAAGGAGAGUUCACACCGGCGAUGCGGAAGCUGCAGCGACAAGUUCUGAGGGCUCACAACCGCUACAGGCGUCUGCACGGAGUUCACACUCUGAAACAAGAUGACGAGUUGGAUCGCUACGCUCAAGCCUGGGCCCUGGUGAUGGCGAAGAAUGACCGAAUGGAACACAGAAAGACGCCGAGACACGGAGAGAACCUCUUCAUGUGGUGGAGCAGCGACUUGCAGGCACCCGUCACGGGAAGCAUGGCGGUGAAAGCGUGGUACGACGAGAUCAAGCUCUACGAUUUCAACAACCCCAGGUUCACGCCCGGCACGGGUCACUUCACGCAGUUGGUGUGGAAGAACUGUCGACGCCUGGGUACGGGCAUCGCCCGCGGCCCGAAGGGCACCGUGUACAUCGCGUCCGUCUACGAUCCGCGAGGAAACGUGAUGGGCCAGUUCGCGGACCAAGUUCUUCCGCCGAAAUCUGGCGGAGACGGGGACAGUAAAAGUGGCCGCAAAAAACGACGCCGCCACAGGGACGAGGAGGAGGGGGACGAGUGAACGGGCGCGGCGCGAAUGUGUCUGCACGAGGCACAAGGCGGCGCUGGUGUUCGACGUCUAUGGCGCCACUUUACAGACUUCUACACCCGAAGGUAUCAGCAGCAACCUCAUUCGCGGAGCGAAAAUAUGACAACAGUAAUAAAACCGGGUGUUUGUGCCA
Molecule: messenger RNA, 1149 nt
Organism: Dermacentor silvarum
Lineage: Eukaryota; Metazoa; Arthropoda; Arachnida; Ixodida; Ixodidae
Product: Golgi-associated plant pathogenesis-related protein 1
Exons: 4
Coding region: 264-989 (241 amino acids)
Source: RefSeq, a predicted model, not a curated record